UCGCAGUAGAUCUUGCAGGUUCUAUUCCUAUCGGCUGCCAAAUUUAAUGCUCCGUUUCGUAGUCAUCCUUUUCCUUUCUUGGUAUCGUAAUCCUCGCGCAUCAUGCUCAGCGAUUAAGAUUGGCGUAGUGGUUAGUGAGUUCAACUACGGUUUUCAUGGUCUGAAAAUAGGGCGGCUCUAUUCCUGGUAAGAACACAAAUUCCCAAAACAUGCGACUUCAUGAGAUUUCACGAAAUAAUAACCAUCAACAAGCCUAAUCAAAUAGAAAAGUUGGCCCAAUGGUUAAAUGCCCCACCUUGGUUCCGUGAAGUCGUUGCAUCGAAGGUUCGAAUCUUGUUGGCUCCAUUUAAAGCACCUGAUCACACCUUGGCCAUAUUUUCAGAAUAUAAGAAACUUCCGUUCUCUUGCAUAAUCGAAGCAGGUUGACCCAGUUGGUAUUAGUACUGGACUCAUUUUGGCACAUCGUGGGUUCGAGCCCCACAUUCUGACAUUUGCAAAUCCAACCUUUUCCACAGGGAAAACGCGACCUUGAGCCCUAUAAGGCCAGGCGUCAGGCAGUACAGCCUACCAAUAGAUUUCCGACAAAAUGACCAGUUCAACUGUGAACGCCUUGCAACCUCCAUCACAAUCCGCAUAAGACCACCCAACUCCGUAC
Messenger RNA from Amoebophrya sp. A25, 655 nucleotides. The record is from the annotation of a GenBank genome assembly. NCBI's taxonomy places the organism in Eukaryota, Dinophyceae, Syndiniales, Amoebophryaceae.